Molecule: messenger RNA, 1127 nt
Organism: Cinclus cinclus
Lineage: Eukaryota; Metazoa; Chordata; Aves; Passeriformes; Cinclidae
Product: acyl-coenzyme A thioesterase THEM4-like
Exons: 6
Coding region: 378-1085 (235 amino acids)
Source: RefSeq, a predicted model, not a curated record
AUCUGCAGUGAUCUCACCAUCCACGUGUGACAUCACCAGUGUCGCUGGGAACCAGGCGUGACGUCACCACUGACCUCACGGACCAGGUGUGACGUCACCGGUGACAUCGCCGACCAGGUGUGACAUCACCGAUCGGGUGUGACACCACCCGUGCCAUCACCAGGUGUGACAUCGCUGACCAGGUGUGACAUCACCAGUGACAUCACCGACCAGGUCUGACAUCACCGACCAGGUGUGUGACGUCCCCAGUGACGUCACCGAGCAGGUGUGACGUCACCGACCAGGCACGACGUCACCGGUGCCGUCACACCCAGGGUGGCGCGGACGGUGACGUCACCGCCCGUCCCCGCAGGUGCGGCCGCUGCUGUCCCCAGGCCAUGCUGGGCCGGGCGCUGGCGCGGGUCCUGCCCGCCGUCCCCCGUGUCCCCCUGCCCGCCGUCCCCCGUGCCCGGUGCCGCUGUCACCGCCCGUGUCCCCCGCGGGACCUGGCUGUCCCCAACGCGGGCUGGAGCGAGCGCAUGCGGCGUCACUACGGGCACCUGCUGCGCACGGCCAGCGCCGAGGGAUGGACGCGGCUGCCGUCCUUCCGCCGGGCCCGCCACCACGGCCGGGAGGUGCCGGGGCUGGCCGGUGACAGUGACAGUGACAGGGACGGGGACACGCGGCUGUUCCCGAGGGCCAUCGAGGGGGACGGGGACGGCUUCGAGUUCGCCAUGUUCCUGAAUGUCCCCAAGGGCCGCCUGCGCUGCCUGUGCCAGCCGGGGCCCUUCCUGGAGGGACACCCGGGGCUGACCCACGGCGGUGCCAUUGCCACCCUCAUUGACACCUCCUUGGGGACACUGGCGCUGGCGGUGGCCGGGCGGGUGGUGACGGCGAACCUCAGCAUCGACUACGUGGCGCCUGUCCCCCUGCGCUCCGUGCUCCUGCUCGAGGCGUCCCUGGAGCGACGCGAGGGUCGGAAACUCUUCCUGGGCUGUGACCUGAGGGACGCCGAGGGUGACACGCUGCACGCCAGGGCCACCGGGCUCUUCAUCCAGCACGACCCCCCCAAGGAGCCAGCACAGGGUGGGGACAGCGGCCGGUGACUGUCACGGGUGUCACCUGUGUGUGUCACCCGUGUGUGUGUC